AUGAUUGAUAUGAAAAAGAAUGGGACACAUCAGGAACUAAUUAUCAAAUCAUCAUUUCCCGCCUUACAAGUGCCUGAAACGGACUGCGUGGGGCUCGUAGACGUGCCGCUGGUUGCCAUGGUGCUGCUGGAGCAGGCUGCAGACCGAGGCUCGGUGCUUUCUAUAGCAUUCCUGUCUAAGUCGGAGGUGAAGAAGGAGUCCGCUGAGUCCAGCCCGUCGGAGGCCGCCUGUCUCUGCUCUCCUCCGGCGGCCAAGAACCAGUGCGCCAGCUGCGGCAUGGAGAUCCACGACCGGUACCUGCUGAAGGUCAACAACUUGAACUGGCACUUGGGAUGUUUGGAGUGUUCGGUCUGCAGAGCGUCUCUGCGCCAGCACAGCAGCUGCUACGUCAAAAACAAGGAAAUCUACUGCAAACUGGAUUAUUUCAGUAGGUUCGGCACUAAGUGCGCCCAGUGUGGCCGGCAGGUGUACGCCAGUGACUGGGUGCGGCGGGCUCGGGGCAGCGUGUACCACCUGGCCUGUUUCGCCUGUUUCUCCUGCAAGAGGCAGCUGUCCACCGGGGAGGAGUUCGGCCUGGUGGAGGGCAGGGUGCUCUGCCGCAGCCACUACGACAUAAUGCUGGACAACCUCCGCAGGGCUGCCGAAAACGGUACAGGACUGACUCUGGAAGGGGCGCUGCCCUCCGAUCAGGACUGCCAACCAAAACCUGCCAAGAGAGCGCGGACAUCGUUCACUGCUGAGCAACUGCAGGUGAUGCAGACGCAGUUCGCUCAGGACAACAACCCUGACGCUCAAACGUUACAGAAGCUGGCAGAAAUGACGGGACUGAGCAGGCGGGUCAUACAGGUUUGGUUUCAGAACUGCCGUGCGCGACACAAAAAGCAGCCGCCCCAGAGCAGCUUCUCUCAGAGCGCUCCGCUGUCCAGGAUGCCUCCUUCGCUGCCAGAAGAUAUCCACUAUUCCCCAUUCAGCAGCCCCGACCGGCCGCAUCUACUCGCCCUUCACGGGUACCUGGACACUCAUCCCUUCUCUGUCCUCGCUGCUCCAGGCCACUUGACCCAUCCGCCCAUCUCUUUACCACAGCUUCCCAUAAGCCGCUGAAGUCCCGGGUCCACUUUUCCACCACUCUGACGAUAUUGUGCCAAAAAAAAAAAAAAAAUCCUUUGGGACAUACUGUCCAUAAUCUACUCUGUUUGGGAGUCUAAUCCUUGGGCAACAGGACCUCGACAAUCUGUUUUCAAUCAGUUGGAUUUCUUCGUUGUGAGACUGCAGAGCUAAACUUGUCUUUUAAAGACAGCAGAUUGUGGUGAUGGGAGAAACGUCCCGCCUCUAUGCCAACACAGGAGUUUUUUUGGUUUGUUUUUUUAUGAUGCAGAAAAGACGACCACUUCUAUUUUAUUUUCCUUUUUAGGACUGGACACAAAACAUCAGGUCAGGAUUUUUUUUCCUUUUGUUUACCCGCUCACACAGGGUAUUUUAAUCAUACUGCUGCAAUAUGAGCUGACAAAAAAGAAGAAAACAGGAGUGUUGUAGCAGCAUUACAGUAAAACCUCAGCAUUUUUUUUAUUUUGUGUCGAUGAUGAGCACAUUUGCAGCUUUACUGUUGUUUGUUGUCGUAUUGUUGUCAGAAAAUGGAAACUCUUAUUUAUUCAGAG
Messenger RNA from Xiphias gladius (swordfish), 1655 nucleotides. RefSeq names its product LIM homeobox 6b (gene lhx6b). The record is from RefSeq and is a predicted model, not a curated record. Gene Ontology annotation, biological process: forebrain neuron development; regulation of transcription by RNA polymerase II; neuron differentiation. Bases 1 to 1101 code for a protein of 366 amino acids. Gene Ontology annotation, cellular component: nucleus. Lineage: Eukaryota; Metazoa; Chordata; Actinopteri; Istiophoriformes; Xiphiidae. The transcript is spliced from 8 exons. Gene Ontology annotation, molecular function: RNA polymerase II transcription regulatory region sequence-specific DNA binding; DNA-binding transcription factor activity, RNA polymerase II-specific.